UCGAGGGGCUAUGUGCAAACCGCGGCAGACGAAGAGGGGGCAAGAAUCUCCUCCCUCCCCAUCCUCCUCUCCGGCGACGGCGAGGCCCCGACCGCGGCGGCCGGAGACGAUGGCGAGGAAGGGCGUGUCGUACGUGACGGCCGCGCAGCUCGCGUCCAUGGCCAGCGACCCGCGCGUCGCCGUCGUCGACGUCAGGGACGAGGAGCGGAUCUGCGACGCGCACAUCGCCGGGUCGCACCACUACGCCAGCGACGGCUUCGCUGACCGGCUGCCGGAGAUCGCCGAGGCCACCAGGGCCAAGGAGACCCUCGUCUUCCACUGCGCCCUCAGCCAGGUGCGCGGUCCAUCUUGUGCAAGAAUGUUUCUGGACUAUUUAUCAGAGGCCAAAAAAGAGUCAGCGGUGAAGAACAUCACGGUCCUUGAGCGUGGAUUCAAUGGAUGGGAGCAUUCAGGGAGAGCUAUUUGCCGCUGCAAGGAUGCUCCUUGCAAGGGUGUAUGCUCUUAAAGAUAUUGAGUGUUCAUGUAAACAAACAUGAUGCAUUUUGCAAGUGCAAGGGAUGCUGCUCUGCAUGUUACGCCCCAAGAUGAUCGCUAUCGACAGGCUAGCCGUUCGUAGUUGAUUACUUCUAUAGCACACAUUGAAAUGGCAUAUCUCAAUUGGGUGGACCAGUAAAGACAUUGAAUAACAGUCACUAUAUGCCAUGUAAACUUCAAACCUUAUUGGCGAUUAUUGAAAACGUUUCUCUUCCACCUA
Molecule: messenger RNA, 754 nt
Organism: Hordeum vulgare subsp. vulgare (domesticated barley)
Lineage: Eukaryota; Viridiplantae; Streptophyta; Magnoliopsida; Poales; Poaceae
Product: arsenate reductase 2.2-like
Exons: 3
Coding region: 11-505 (164 amino acids)
Cellular component (GO): cytoplasm; nucleus
Molecular function (GO): protein tyrosine phosphatase activity
Source: RefSeq, a predicted model, not a curated record